Messenger RNA from Daldinia childiae, 825 nucleotides. RefSeq lists its product as uncharacterized. The coding region runs from base 1 to 825 and encodes 274 amino acids. The record is from RefSeq and is a predicted model, not a curated record. The transcript has 3 exons. Gene Ontology annotation, molecular function: oxygen binding; heme binding. Lineage: Eukaryota; Fungi; Ascomycota; Sordariomycetes; Xylariales; Hypoxylaceae.
AUGGGACCCUCAGCACGUCCUCGGCAGCAUAUCGAUCGGAAAGAUCUAUAUACAAAUCUCGAAGCGCGAAUACAGUAUCUCCACUCAUUUAUUGAUUUCAGUUCAAAUGAUAUCGAAGCCUUGGUGACAGGCUCAAGAUACAUAAAACAGCUUAUCCCUGCCAUCGUCAAUAUCGUCUACCAGAAACUUCUGCAGUAUGACAUUACGACGCGAGCCUUAGAAACCCGGAGUACGAGCUAUGAAGGUCCGGUAGAUGACAAUCUAGACGAAAAUAGCCCGCAAAUAUUACAUCGCAAAAUGUUCUUGAGGGCGUACCUAUCGAAGUUAUGUUCUGACCCUAGCACAAUGGAAUUUUGGGAGUAUCUGGACAAAGUGGGUAUGAUGCAUACUGGCCGUGGACGUGAACACCCCUUGCACGUCGAAUAUGUCCAUAUUGGGGCAUGUCUCGCCUUCAUCCAAGACACUUUCACAGAGGCGCUUCUUUCGCACCCGCGCCUACGGACGGAUAAGAAGAUUGCUCUAGUAAAGGCCAUCGGCAAGGUCAUCUGGGUCCAGAACGACCUUUUCGCGAAGUGGUAUGUGCGCGAUGGUGACGAGUUCGCAGAUGAGAUAGAGAAGCAGAGAGUCGAGCCGGAAGGGUUCUUACACGGGAAGAAGAUAUUAGAGGAUAUAGAGGAAGGCAUUCCAUCGUCUCCUUCAUGUCCCUUCACAGGAUUUUCUGCCGCAGCAAAGGCUGACGCAUGCAAUGGAUGUGGGGAGAAUGGCGACAAAGAGAAUGGGUGCUCAUCAACAUUACCCAUACGAACGCACGUUGAAACGAAUUGA